This is a messenger RNA of Oryza brachyantha (malo sina), 1479 nucleotides long. Its product is annotated as protein TOO MANY MOUTHS. The transcript has a single exon. Bases 1 to 1479 code for a protein of 492 amino acids. NCBI's taxonomy places the organism in Eukaryota, Viridiplantae, Streptophyta, Magnoliopsida, Poales, Poaceae. The record is from RefSeq and is a predicted model, not a curated record. Gene Ontology annotation, molecular function: protein binding. Gene Ontology annotation, cellular component: plasma membrane.
AUGGCGCUCCCCGCGGCGGCGCCGACGAUGGUCGUCGUGCUUGUUGCGGUGCUGGCCGCGGUGUGCCUGGGGGAGUUCACGGUGGUGGUGCCGGACUCCUCGUCGUCGUCGUCGUCGGCGGCGGCGCUGGUGAACGCGCCGCAGACGGGGCUCUCGGACCGGGCGCGGACCGACCCGGCCGAGCAGCGCGCGGUGCAGGAGGUGAUGGCGGCGACGGGGAACGGGUGGGCGUCGGGCAUCGCCGACGUGUGCCGCGGCCGGUGGCACGGCAUCGAGUGCGUGCCCGACCGUGGGGAGGUGUACCACGUCGUGUCGCUCUCCUUCGGCGCGCUCUCCGACGACACGGCCUUCCCGGCGUGCGACGCGGCGCGGGCCACGCUGUCCCAGGCGGUGCUCGCGCUGCCGCACCUCCGGUCGCUCUUCUUCUACCGGUGCUUCACGGCCAACCCGCAGCCCGUCCCGGCGUUCCUCGGCCGCCUCGGCCCGGCGUUCCGGUCGCUGGUGCUCCGGGAGAACGGGCACGUCGGCGCGAUCCCGCCGGAGCUAGGCAACCUGACGGCGCUGCGGGUGCUCGACCUCCAUGGGAACCACCUCACUUCCGCCAUACCCGCCACCAUCCAGUCCCUUGAACACCUCCAGCUGCUCGACCUGAGUUACAACCAGCUCGCCGGCGAGGUGCCACACUUCAAGUUCCAGCACCUGAGCAUCCUGGACCUCAGCCACAACGCGUUACAGGGGCGCGUCCCGGCGACCUUAGGGCAAUGCCGAUCACUGCUAAAGAUGGACCUCAGCCAGAACCGCCUCGCCGGCACGAUCCCCGACGCGCUCGGCGACCUGCCUGACCUCAUCUUGCUCGACCUCAGCCAGAACUCGCUGUCAGGUCCGAUCCCGGCGGCGCUCGGCCGGCUGUCGUCGCUGCGGUCUCUCAUCCUCGGCGACAACCGGAUGCAGUUCUCGACUGUCCCUGACGGCUUCUUCGCCGGGCUCAAGGCGCUGACGACGCUGGUCCUCUCCGGAAUGGGGCUGGAAGGGUCAGUGCCGGAGUCGAUCGGGGAGCUGGACCACCUCCGGGUGCUGCGGCUGGACAACAACGAGUUCACCGGGGUGAUCCCGGCGAGCUUCCGGCGGCUGGAGCGAGCGAGCGAGCUCCGCGUGGACGGCAACCGCCUGGUGGGGCCGAUACCGUUCGGGAAGGAGAUGAUGUGGCGGCUGGGCAAGAAGCUCCGCGUCGGCGGCAACGAGGGGCUCUGCUACGACGCCAAGCAGCAGGGCCUGGAGGGCGUCGUGGCGCUGGCCGGCGUCUCCGACUGCGACAGCGUGAGGAGCCGCACGACGCAGCACCUGGCGAACACCGGAGGCUGGCCGGCGCCGGUGGCUAACGUGACCGCGUCGGCUGCUUCCGGCCGCACGGGAGCUUGCGUCUGGAGUUGGCACGUUUUCGUGGGCGUUCUCGUGUCUAUGCAGCUCGUGUGGUUGUAA